Molecule: messenger RNA, 378 nt
Organism: Impatiens glandulifera
Lineage: Eukaryota; Viridiplantae; Streptophyta; Magnoliopsida; Ericales; Balsaminaceae
Product: probable E3 ubiquitin-protein ligase ZFP1
Exons: 3
Coding region: 1-378 (125 amino acids)
Molecular function (GO): ubiquitin protein ligase activity
Source: RefSeq, a predicted model, not a curated record
AUGAUUAAGAAUCAUUUUAUUGUUGAUCGUCAAAGUGAUAUUGAUAUGUAUAUGGAUAUAGACAAUAUUUUUUAUGAGGAGCUUCUUUUAUUGGUUGAACAAAUUGGUAGACAUGUUGAAGUAGGCAUAUCAGAAGAGAUCGUCAAUCUUAGAAACCGGGACCAUUUAAUUCCCGAGACUCAAGCAUCUUUUUUUACAAAUAAAGGAGGAACUAAUAAUUUUUGUGUUAUAUGUCAGGAGGAAUAUAUGAUGGAAGAUAAGAUUAAGAUUGGAGGUCUUCAUUGUGGGCAUGAAUUCCAUGUUGAUUUCAUAAAGAGAUGGCAACUUAUAAACAACAUUUGUCACAUCUGCAAAUCUCCUGGAAUUGCCUAUAGCUAA